Cyphellophora europaea CBS 101466 is the source of this 1281-nucleotide messenger RNA. RefSeq lists its product as uncharacterized. Gene Ontology annotation, biological process: regulation of alternative mRNA splicing, via spliceosome. The transcript has a single exon. Bases 1 to 1281 code for a protein of 426 amino acids. NCBI's taxonomy places the organism in Eukaryota, Fungi, Ascomycota, Eurotiomycetes, Chaetothyriales, Cyphellophoraceae. The record is from RefSeq and is a predicted model, not a curated record.
AUGCCCGCCCUGGCGUUCGGUCUGAGUGCUACUAAGCCCUCCGCCAAACCAUCAAAACCUGCGCAGAAGCGCAAAGCCAUCUUCUCCGGCGACUCAGGAGACGAGUCCGCAGCACCCCCACCACCACAGCCCGGCGCAAAGAAGGCCUCCAGGCCCCUCAAGCCAUUGCAGCCUCUCGCCGACGACUCCUCCGACAGCGACCAGGCCUCUCGACCCGCAAAAUCACCCAAGCUCUCCCAACAGACUCCCAAUUACGGCCUGCAGAAGCCUGCCUCCAAAUCCAAAGAUGCUUCUAGCAAGCCCACCACAUCUACGAGUGCAGGCGAGGAUAAGUACACCAAUCUCUCCGCCCUACGCAGCGCGGCACUACACAACAAACAAGCCUCAGAAGUAGAUGCCAGCGUCUACGACUACGACGCCGUGUACGAUACCUUCCGGCCGGCCUCCACAUCCAAAACGAAGUCAGCUGGCGAUGCGGCCGCGGGGCCGAAGUACAUGACAAAUCUGCUAGCAUCGACGGAGCAGCGCAAGCGCGAUCACGAGCGGGCGCGUGAAAAGGCCAUCCAACGCGAGCGGGAGAACGAAGGAGACGAGUUUGCGGACAAGGAGAAGUUUGUCACGUCUGCAUACAAGAAGCAGCAGGAGGAGAACCGGAAGGCUGAGGAGGAAGAGGCGCGCAGGGUGAAGGAGGAGGAAGAGGGGAAGCGCAAGGGAGUGGGGAUGAUGGGAUUCAACAAGGGAUUGCUCGCGCGAGAGGAGGAGCGCAUGAAGGCCAUUCAAGAGGCGGAGGAGCGGAAGAGACUAGCUAGUGGCCCAGAUGGUGUGACUGAAGCAGCAGAGGCAGGCAAUGAUGAUCAUGACGAUCUGGACCGCAAAGCUAAAGCCCUCAACGACCACGGCGCCAAGAUUGCGCUCAACGAGGAAGGCGAAGUCAUCGACAAGCGGCAGCUCCUGACCGCGGGUCUCAAUGUGGCGCCCAAGAAGCCCGGCGCCGCGCAGACGGCUCAGCAAGCGAAGGAGGCGGCGUCGGACAGGCCACAGACCGCGCGGCCGGCCGGCGCACAGAACGGACGGGCUGCACAGCGAGAACGGCAGUCGAGGAUGAUCGAGCGACAGAUGGAGCAGAUGCUGGAGCAGCAGCAGGCGGAGGCGGAGAAGGAGCAGGCCGCGCAGCAGCAGAAGACCAAGAGCAAGAUCUCCGAGGACGCAAAGAUGAGUGCCAAGGAGAGAUAUCUGGCCAGGAAGAGGGAGGCGGAGGCGGCGAAGAAGGCUGCUGGCUAG